Andrographis paniculata is the source of this 1314-nucleotide messenger RNA. RefSeq names its product GATA transcription factor 24-like. Gene Ontology annotation, biological process: regulation of DNA-templated transcription. The record is from RefSeq and is a predicted model, not a curated record. NCBI's taxonomy places the organism in Eukaryota, Viridiplantae, Streptophyta, Magnoliopsida, Lamiales, Acanthaceae. The coding region runs from base 151 to 1110 and encodes 319 amino acids. Gene Ontology annotation, molecular function: sequence-specific DNA binding; protein binding; zinc ion binding. The transcript has 8 exons.
UUAUUUUUGCUCUCUGUUUUACUAGUGUUUGAGUUUUUAAUGAUUCACGCGAUUAUUAGUUGUAUAGCUGAUGCUUUAGCGUAUUUCCUUUGGAAUUGAUAGUUGAUUUUGGUUUAUUGUACGUGUUUUUCUAUGUUCGUUAGUUAAUCUAUGCUAAUCCUUACGCUUAAGUACUGCGUAAUUGUUCGAAUACUCAAGCUGUGUGUAUCUCAAUGUAGUUUUAAUGUAUUACUACUUGAAGUAAAUAUGGAUGGGAUGGCUGGGAGUGAAGCUGGGAUGAUGAAUUACUUGCGUCAUCAUAUGAGUGAUGGGAAUGCCAUUGAUCACGAUGAGAUUGUCCAUGAUGAUAACAAUGGUGGAAAUGAAUUCACGGACAGGGAUGUCUCUGUUGAUGCGGAGAAUCAAUCAGGAAACCAUGGAGGGGCGGUUACACACAGCAGCAUUGAGGCUAACAAUCAACUAACCCUUUCGUUUCAGGGUCAGCUCUAUGUAUUUGACUCCGUUUCGCCCGAUAAGGUUCAAGCUGUACUUCUACUACUGGGAGGACGUGAAGUGCCUCUAAACAUUCCCCCUAUUGCCGUAUCUGGAUCUAAUAACAGAGUUUUAUCCGCACCUCCGAAGCUCAAUGUUCCUCAGAGAUUGGCUUCAUUAAUUAGAUUCCGUGAGAAGCGGAAAGAACGAAAUUUUGACAAAAAGAUACGAUAUACUGUUCGGAAGGAAGUGGCUCUUAGGAUGCAGCGGAAUAAAGGACAGUUCACAUCCUCGAAGCCCAACAGUGCUAACGAUUCAGCUUUAGUUGUGUCAAGUUGGGACUCAAGCCAAAGUUUGGGAGAUGGAAAUGGAUCACCAGUUCCCGAAAUAUUUUGCCGCCACUGUGGUAUCAGCGUGAGAUCUACCCCAAUGAUGCGCCGGGGUCCUGAAGGACCCAGGACACUUUGCAAUGCAUGCGGACUUAUGUGGGCAAAUAAGGGGACUUUGAGGGACCUCUCGAAGACAUCAACUUCGCAAGGAACAAAUCUUCUGCUUAAAAUGACCGACGAGCAGAAUGAGAAUUUAGAUGCAGAAGAAAUGGCUUUGAGCACUGAAGCAAAUGCCAAUGAUUCAUCAUGAUCAGUGAGUGAGAUUUAUUUAUCUAUCUAUCCGCUAAGCUUGCUUUGAUGGUAAUGCUAUAAUCUGAAUCUCCAUUGUCUUCUUUGUUUCGUGUAGUCUAAAUUGUUAGUCAUGUUAUGCAAACUGUUGCCCUUCUUAAUGCCCUUGUAGAUUAUCAUAAUAUUUAUUAUUCAUAUAUAAUAUGCCUUUCCCCUUUUCUUGCCA